UACCUUCAGGCAGAGAUCGCUGGUGGCUCAGGUGCCAGGCGGCUCCGGGAAUUCUGGCCACGCGCCUUCGCCGAGGCCGGCCACAGGCUGAACGCCCUGGGCUGGAUACUCCUGUGUGCCCACCAGCAUCGCGUGCUAGAGAUCAGUGGGCCAUCUUCCCCACGCCCCCGGGGGUGUCACCAGAUGAAAAGGAUACACAAAGAUCGAGGAGAAACUGAUACAAGGGUAUAGUCCCCAUCAUCAUUACAUAACCUGGUUGAACAAAAAUUGAAUUUUUAAGGACAAUGGCAUAAAGCCUGUAAGUCAUCAUGGGAAACAAAGUAUGACCUUAAACUGUCAACUUGCAACUAUUUUUGAACAGUGCCAGAACUCAAGAAAAGCAGAGAGAAUCUUCCAUCUACUGAUUCACCCCUCAGAUGCCCAUAAUGGCCAGGGCAGAUCCAAGCUGAAACCUGGACCCCAGAACUCAAUCCAAAUUGCCCAUAAACAGGAUUAUCUUCCUAUCCACAAAGAUGAAAAAGACUGGAUAUUUUCAAAAGACAACGAAGUGAGCAAUGCACACUGAUGAAUAGAAUCAAUAAGAACGUGAUUUUGGCCCUUUUAACAGUGGCAAGUUCUGCGUUUCUGCUGUUUCAGCUGUACUACUACAAGCACUAUUUAUCAGCAAAGAAUGGAGCUGCUUUAUCAAAAUCCAGAGGAAGCAGAAUUGGAUUUGAUAGCUCACAGUGGCGUGCUGUUAAAAAAUUUAUUAUGCUAACAUCCAGCCAAAAUGUACCAGCUUUUCUUAUUGACCCUUUGAUUUUGGAAUUGAUUAAUAAAAACUUUGAACACAUCAAAAAUACUUCUCAUGGCUCCACCUCAGAAUGCAAGUUUUUCUGUGUUCCAAGAGACUUCACUGCAUUUGCGCUACAGUAUCACCUAUGGAAGAAUGAGGAAGGCUGGUUUCAGAUAGCUGAGAAUAUGGGAUUUCAGUGUCUAAAGAUUGAGAGCAAAGAUCCUAGACUUGAUGGGAUAGACUCACUUUCUGGAACUGAAAUCCCCCUGCACUAUAUCUGCAAAUUGGCCACUCAUGCCAUCCACUUGGUGGUCUUUCAUGAGAGAAGUGGUAACUACCUCUGGCAUGGCCAUCUACGACUCAAAGGACACAUUGACAGGAAAUUUGUUCCUUUUCGAAGAUUACAGUUUGGUCGUUAUCCUGGAGCUUUUGACAGACCAGAAUUACAGCAGGUUACUGUUGAUGGACUAGAAGUUCUCAUUCCAAAAGAUCCAGUACACUUUUUAGAAGAAGUACCACACUCUAGGUUCAUUGAGUGUCGGUAUAAAGAAGCUCGAGCAUUCUUUCAGCAGUACCUUGAUGAGAACACUGUGGAAGCUAUGGCCUUUAGGAAGAAUGCAAAAGAAUUAUUGCAGCUAGCAGCCAAAACACUAAACAACUUGGGAGUACGAUUCUGGCUGAGCAGUGGAACUUGUCUAGGAUGGUAUCGGCAGUGCAAUGUUAUUCCUUAUAGUAAAGACGUUGACCUAGGAAUUUUUAUAGAAGAUUACAAAUCUGACCUUAUUUUAGCAUUUCAGGAUGCAGGACUUCGACUCAAACACAAGUUUGGGAAGGUAGAAGACAGCUUGGAACUAUCCUUCCAGGGAAAAGAGGAUGUAAAACUUGACAUUUUUUUCUUCUAUGAAGAGACUGACCAUAUGUGGAAUGGAGGCACCCAGGCCAAAACGGGGAAAAAAUUUAAGUACCUGUUUCCCAAGUUUACAUUGUGCUGGACUGAGUUUGCAGAUAUGAAGGUCCGUGUGCCCUGUGAAACCAUUGAAUACAUUGAAGCCAACUAUGGUAAGACUUGGAAGAUUCCUGUAAAGACGUGGGAUUGGAAGCAGUCUCCUCCCAAUGUUCAGCCCAAUGGAGUCUGGCCUAUUUCUGAGUGGGAUGAGGUCAUCCAGUUAUACUGAGAAUUUCUACCCUGAAAUACAGGUGGAUAACUGUUUUAGAAAAUAUGUGUCUUUUGGUCAAACAUAAGUUGGAGCCAAAGAAAAAAUGACAAGUUUGAAGACACAGAAUACUCGCUCCUGAGCCAACUGAUUUAGUUCUUGCAUUCAGCGUUUGAAAAGGAGUUUCCAUGUGCCUCUUUAGAUGGUAAGUUACAGUGGAGAAGCCAAAAUGAGUGAGACAAAUAUCUGCCUCUUUUUCCCUUCCCUGUGGUAAGCACUACAAUUUUCCUUUGAGGGAAACAUCCCUGCCCUUUGAAGAGCUCAAGUAAAACAUGAUAUGUCCUACCAGGGUUUAAAGAUAUCAAGUCAUGUUUGCACUGGAAGAGGAGCUUACCAGGCAACUCCAAGGAAGGCUAAAUGUUAAAAAGAGUAAUUCAUUCCUGUUUAGGGCAUGUGAUUUUGUAUGUUACCUUUUUGUAUGCUACUUUUAAGAUUUUAGAGUAUGGGUUAAUACUCAAAUGAUCAGACCUUUGGCAGCAUUAAGAUGGUAUGGGACUGACAUUUGUGGUGUAGUAAGGGAAAGCCGCCACCUGUGACACUGGCAUCUCAUAUAGGCACCAGUUUGAGUCCCAGCUGCUCCACUUCUAAUCCAGCUCCUUGCUUAUGCACCUGAGAAAGAAGAGGAAGAUUGACUAAGUGCAUUAGGCCCCUAUACCCAUGUGGGAGACCCAGAAGAAGCUCCUGGCUCCUGGCUUUAGCCAGGCCCAGCCCCAGCUGUUGCGACCAUUUGGGGAGUGAACAAUCGGAAGAUCUCUCUAUCCCUCCCUCUCUUUUUCCCGCCCCUUGCCCCCAGUAAUUCUUGCUUUCAAAUAAAUAAAAUAAAUCCUUAAAAAAGAAAGAAAAGAUGGUAGCCGAUUGAUUAUACAAGCAAUCGGAAGUGGGAAUUGAUUCAGAACACAGAGCAUUAUUCUACAAGGUAGGUAGGCCUUGUCAGGAUAAGUAAAUUUCCAUAUACUUACUACUUUAAUAUUUGAAAUGAGAACAAAGUUUAUGCUUGUGUGAUGCGUAAGUUUCCAGUCAUGUGAGAAAAUAUUUUCCCUGAGUCCUGAUAGCACUUACUAGCAAAUCAUUCAAAUGGGACCAUGUUAUUGGAAAUGACUUUGAAAGAGUGAUGAUUUCACAAAUCUGUAAUUCAUCCUCAAAUUUUGUUCUCAACUAUCCUAAAUUUUAUAAUCCAUGUACUCAUAAUUUUGAUGUUAACACUAAGAUGGUAUUGCAAGCACCUCUAAUUUUUCUAAGUGUCCUCUUUAUUGUAUUUGUUUACCAAUUACAUCUCAAUAUCUUUAAUUUAUGGCCUGUAUUCCUACUUGAAUGGUAUGUAAACUUAUCUGUUCCUUCUUUUCUUCCAGUACUUCAGAAGGUAAAUGGUAAACUUGGCAAUUAUUCCCCACUCUAAAUUAUUAUAAUAUUUAAUAAGUUUGUAUCCAUCUCUGGUUGUUCAGUCUGCUGAAUACUGUUGGGGCAAGAACUCAGAUUUCCCUACUUUAUCAAAUACUACCAUGGAGGAACCCUGCAGUUUUCCAUUCUCCCCUCGAAAUACAUCUCUGAGUGGUCUGAGGUAGCCCUUUUCCCAUUUCUUCACUAUUCACUUGAAUGAUAUAUUCACUUAGCAGGAGGGAAAGGGAAAUGCAGACAUAGUAAGCACUGCUUUGUCUGGGAAAGGAAUUUGAGUCUUAUGUCUUAUCUGUGCUGUUUAGGACUACUUUCCUCUAAAACUAGAGAAUAAAAGGAGUCUCAGAAACAGAAACUAGAAUGUCUUAGGGAAUAGGCUGACAGAGUUUCCUGAAAACAAAGUUAGGGAAAGUAACUUACAACCACUCCUCCCUCCUAAUUUUAAAAACAACAUGGAAACUUUCUCUGAUAAAUAAUAACCAACAGCAUUCCUCUCUUAGGGUCUGUUCUCUUUGCAGAAUCAUAGCAUCAUUUCAUAAGUACACAUGGAAGUUUUUCAGAGACCUUGAUAGCUUAUCCUCAGGCUUGUCCCUGAAUGACAAGUCAUCAUAAUGAGCUUUUUCUUCCUAGAAAAUCAAGCCAUAGAAUAUAUACCCACAUUCUAGGGAUGACCCUAAUACAAAAAAACUACUCUUUUUUAUAUUCGAAAACAAUAAAAUAGAUAAUUUACUGGGCAAAGUCUACGCUACUUAGUAAAAACCAUUGUUUCUUCCCAUUUCAAAUUGCUAGUUCUACUGUUUUCCAGGAGAUCUUAUUCAUCCCUGUUCUGGUUAUUUCUCUUCAGUCUGUCCCUACGUAUGAGGUCUUUGAGUAUCCAAAAUUCAGGAUAUCUUGGCCCCUUGGGCAGAGGCUCCAUAUCUUUCUCUACAGAUACCACUGGUUGCUAAAAUACUUUCUUGGCCUCUUUCUGGUCUCACAGGCUUUAGCUCUUGGGUUUCACCCUAAUUUGGGGGAUUGAAAGCCUUUCCCCAGAUUCUGAAGGCCUAGGUUGGCUCUAGCAAUGAUUCAGCCAUUCUCAGCCACACUGCUUCAUGUGCUUCUUAGCUGCUACAAUCUGCAGAGUAUUCAGGAACUUUGGAUUAGGUUUGUCCACUGUAAUGCGUCCCCUGAUCACUCUUCUUUCUCCAUGAAUGCUUUGACAUUCAUUCUCCUAAUAUGACCACUUUUGAGUCUAGUUUGCCUGGCCUACCUGGAGAAGACCUCUUGUUGGUAGUUAGGCACCACAGAUGUCUGCAGAGAGAGCCUAAAAAGCAAGAUCUAUCUUAAUUGACAGCUAGGCAGCCAAUAAGUCCUGUUUGCAGAGAGUGUUUGACCUUCUUUCCUCUGCUCCAGCUACUGACAUUUGGUCCCUGGAGUAAAACCAUAGUCCCCCACAUUGAGCAUUCCUGAGAAUACCUGAGCACUGGGAUGGCUGGUUUCCUUGAUAACACCCUAACUACAAACCCUGAUGUGUGACCACUACAUGGAAGAAUAUCUUCCAGCAUCCCCCUAAACAAGUUAGCACUUCUGAAAAUCAUCCAGCUCUUGAAUCUUAAAAGCCAGAAAGGGUCUCAGUGCAACAUUUAUUUUAAACUUAUUUUAUAACAUGUCAGUCUAAAAAAGGAGUGAUCUGAGCAAAAAAAUACCUCUAAGCCUAAAACCCAAGAAUGCUAUGACUUCAAAUCCGGUGUCUGUUUCCUUGCACCCCAGCACAGCAUUUUUAGCCUUGAUGAGACACUUGACAGAGAAGUCAUCCAGUGGCACAGGGAAACUAGAUUUCAGGGGGUUUCUACCUUUCCCCUUUUAAUUUCUUUUAUUCGAGUUAAGAACCUAAGAUGAAAAAAAAAAAAAACCUAAAGAAAAAUGUUUCCAUCUUGUCCAAAAAUUUUAGGCUACUUCCCUAUUUUUGUCUCUAUAAAAUCAAACAGUUUCCAUUGGGAGACAUCAGCCUCUGGUACCUGUUUCUUCUAAGCUCCCGUUGUCUCCUUUUGCUACUUUCCCCCUAUGUUUUUCCCCAGGGAACCAUCAGCAUAGAUUUGCUAAAUGCCUGUUUCUGAAGAGCCUCUCACCUUCCUAAAGCUAGCUUUCCUGAGGCUUCUAAAGCCUGUUCCUUCCUGGGGAUCUUUGUCUCAUAGUGGUGGUCCUGUUUCUUCACAGAGAAUAAUAGUUGGGUAAACUGGAAUGCUUUGCAGUUUCUUGGACUUCUAAAAAACCUGCUUGGCUAGAAAGGCAAUUGGAGUGUCUAGUUUGAAGUAUUUAGACUGCUUUUAGUUGUAUUUAUAUUGGUAUCUUUCAUGAAUACAAGUAGAUUACUAGAUUAUGGUUUUUACUUUUGAAAUUUGUGGGCCCCACCCAUCGUUUCUACUCUUAACCAGCUACAGUGUUUCAAAUGACUCCCAGCAUAGGCAGGACAUUACACAAGAAGGGAUUAUAGCAUAGGUUUCAGAGCUAAAUCUGGAAGACAGACUUGCAAUGAACUCAGCCUAAAAUCUCACCACAUAUCUAAAGCCUAAGGCUGCAGAUUUUUCUGAGUCUCCUCCAGUUACUCCUUCCAGAAAGUGAACAGUUCUUUCCACCGAGGUGUUACAAAUCCCUAGGGAAAAAUCUCCCCUCAAGACCUUCUCAGAGACAAUGCCACAUUCCCACCUUUUAAAUAUAAUCAGCAGCUAUUACAGCUUCAAGGCGAGGAAAAAUUUUACUUACUAACCAAAGAAUUUCUCUGAAGAAAUGUCCCACAACUUCUCUUUCCUCCUGGGCUUCCUCUCUCAUUAAACAUGAGCUAGGUCAUCCCCACUAUCUCCUAAGGAAGGCAACAUGUUGGCAUAAAGAGACCACAGGCUUCUGAGUGAGGUCCAGGUUUGAAUCCCAGUGUCGUCAUGUGUGGUUCAUGGUGCAGAGAUCCCUCAGCCUCAGUUUCCACUUGAGUGAAUUGGAGAAAUUCACUCAAUAAGGAAUUUUAGGAGGUUUAAAUGAGAUGUAAAAUUUUUAGCCUCAGGCCUAUGAUUAAGUAUGUACUCAAAAAAAAAAAAAAAAGUACUACUUCCUACUUCCAUGUGUGUGUUUGUUUGUUUCUAGGUAUAUUUGUUUAUUUGAAAGGCAGAAUGAUAGGGAGAGAUAGAAAACAAUCUUCCAUCCACUGAUUCACUCUCUAAAUGGCUGCAGCAGCCAGAACUGGGCCAGGAACUCCAUCCAGGUCUCCCAUGUGGGUGAAAGAGUCCCAAAUACUUGGACUGUCCGCUUCUGUCCUUCCAGACACACCAGUGGAAAGUGAGAUCAGAAGCAGAGCAGCUGAGACUAAAACCAGUACUCCUUAUGGGAGGUUGGUGUCACAUGUGGCAGCUUAGCCCCUGCACCGCACCCCCAGCUCCUCCAUGUUUCUUUUCAAAUUGACUUCAAAUGGAACUGAUAGAAGCUUUGAGUCAGGACACUGCAUUACUCAGAAGUCUUCAUAGCUGAAUUUGCUAAAGAAAAAAAAAAUCAUUCUAUCAAUGCAUUGAAGUUAAAAUAGUGUGGUUUAUGAAUUCAGGGACAUUAUCAGUUUGCCUCCUUUUUUUGUUUUUUUUAAAGGUUUAUUUUGUUUAUGUGAAAGGCAGAGUUACAAAGAGAGACAGGGAGAGAAAGAUGUCUUCCAUCUGCUGGUUCACUUCCUAAAUGGCCUCAACCGUUGGGGCUGGGCCAACCUGAAGCCAGGAGCCAGGAGCUUCUUCUGGGUCUCGCAUGUGGAUGCAGAGUCCCAAGCACUUGGGUCAUCUUCCAUUGCUUUCCCAGGCCAUUAGCAGGGAGCUGGAUCAGAAAUGGAGCAGCCAAGACUCAAACUGGUGCCCAUAUGAGAUGCAGAGUUGCAGGUGGCAGCUUUACCCGCUAAACCACAAUGCUGGCCCCAACCUCCUAUUCUUAAUAGAACUUGUGUUUUCAUUUUGUUGGUCAGGUUUUUCUCUUAGGUUUUCCUUGUAUUAGCCCAUGUGCUCGCUGAUACUUUGGUUUCAAGCAAUUCAUUUUCUGUACUUACCUAGAUUUGGUGGCUUAGACUGCUUAGACUUUCUUUUUUUUUUUUUUUUUUUUUUAAGAUUUGUUUAUUUAUUUGAAAGAGUUACACAGAGAGAGGAGAAGCAGAGAGAGAGGUCUUCCAUCCACUGAUUUACUCCCCAGUUGGCCGCAAUGGCCGGAGCUGUGCCGAUCGGAAGCCAGGAGCCUGGAGCUUCCUCCCGGUCUCCCACUUGGAUACAGGCGCCCAAGGACUUGGGCCAUCUUCUACUGCUUUCCCAGGCCAUAACAGAGAGCUGGAUCGAAAGUGGAGCAGCCGGCACUUGCAUCGGCGCCCAUUUGGGAAUGCCAGCAUUGCAGGUGGUGGCUUUACCCGCUAUACCACCGCACCAGCUCUGACUUUCAAUAUUCUAGCUUUUCCUAGAGGUAAACUUUGACCUACUUACUAGCAGAAUUAGAAUAUUAAGUCAUAAUUUGUAGAGGGAGGUAAUUUGGAAUACUUAAUUUCAUUUAAUUGUUUAUGCUGAUGAAUUCUUGUAUCAGUGUUAAGAAAAAUGCAAAUAACUCAUUGCUGGGGUAGGCAUUUACCAUAGAGGUUAUGAGACCACUUGGGAUGCCCACAUCCAUAUCAGCGUGCCUGGGUUUGAGGCUGCGCUCCUGAUUCCAGUUUUCUGCUAAAGCACACUCUGGGGGAAAGCAGGUGAUGGCUCAGGUAGGUAGGUCUCUGCCUCCCACGAGGGAGACCUAGAUUGAGUUUCAGUGUGGUCCAUGCUAUCUAUUGCAGGCAUUUGGGAAGUGAACCAGCAAAUGGGAGGUAGCAUAUUUCUUUCUCUCUCUUCUCUAUCUCUCUCUCUUUCUCUUUCUCUCUUUGUGUGUAUGUGUCUCCCAUCACCUUUCAAAUAAAUAAAAAUAAGAAAAUAAUUUUUAAAAGAAAAUACUCAUUUCUACCUUCAUCCCGUAAAUUUUGUUUCUAACUAUGCAAGAAAUCAGGAGAGAUAGAUGUUAUCAUUCUAUUCUUGCUCCACAUGAGACUGAAAUCCUAAUUAUAAUUUGUAAGUCAAAUAGAUCAAUUCAACAGUGAUACCUUUUGUACAGGACUAGUGCUUAACGUAGGCAAAUAGACAUUUUCUGAUGAGAAAUCUGCCUUAUCAAAGCAUCUAGCCUAGAAUGUCCACCCUUGUCACUGCUAACCCAACUUAAAACAGAUGGAUCCGUUAGACAACCAACAUGCUAUAAACUUAUGAACACCUCUUACACUAGAGUUAAAAGGGAGCAUGAGAAUUAGAAAUACUUUAUUUUGUUGUAUAAAAUGAGACACUGACUCAUAUACUUUUUAAAAUUUUUUUAUUUUUAAUUUGUAUGUAUCUCAUAAACGCAUUAUAUAUGUAGUAAUUCUUCCCACCAUAUCACUUUUUUUUAAUUAGAUUUUAUACCCUUUUGUUGAAGCAUGGGAAAUAAUUCAUGUGUUUGCUUGAUGAAAUCAUAUUUAGCUAUUUGUGUAUUGUUCCUUCAACUUCAUAGUUAUAGAAAUAUGUGUAUGAAUUUUCUAAACAAAAUGAUAUUUUAAACAUGAAUAGAUUUUAGUGUAUGCUUACCAGUUUACUAUUUGAUUUUAUCUUCAGGUACAGUUUAUGGUACUACUGACAAUACCUUUAAUAUUAUUAUCUUGAUCAGAAUUUCUAAUAUAUAAUCCAGUUUGGGAGGAUGAAUAAAAUUUUUCUAAUCUCUUGA
Lepus europaeus (European hare) is the source of this 9135-nucleotide messenger RNA. It is a transcript of the gene FKTN, whose product is annotated as fukutin. Lineage: Eukaryota; Metazoa; Chordata; Mammalia; Lagomorpha; Leporidae. The record is from RefSeq and is a predicted model, not a curated record. Gene Ontology annotation, cellular component: Golgi membrane. The coding region runs from base 565 to 1950 and encodes 461 amino acids. The transcript has 13 exons.